CUCAACACUUUUGCCAUCUUCAUUUUUGCCCACCUGUUAGUCGAGUACGGAUAUUCUCUGCUGCACGACUGUAUGGGUGAAAGCACGCGGGUCCCGUGGGCCCGACGGUUUGAUCUGCUUCGCCAAGGUCUAUGCUGUGUGACGAUGGCUACCAUACUUUUGGUAGCAUGCGUCUGGCGACGGUGGUACAGCACUAUGUUGAUAGUCGCCGUGAUGUGCUGUUCGUUCUUCAGCCUUCCCUUCUACCCGUGGUUGUCGGGAUGCAGCAGCUUCGGCCGACGCAGGGAGCUCGUUUGCGAAACAGCUGCUAGGCUAGAGAGCGUGAACUCGUCGCCACGGUCUCACGAUGGCUGGUGUCGCUCUGCCCGGCUGUAUAAUUCGACUUCUUCUCAGCAACUCCGGACCACGACUGCGGUUGGAGAGAUCGUUCAUCCACAUCUGCUUCGAACAGCCAGGUCCUCGGGUGACAUUGCAGCUCCGGCUUCUCUUGGUGGAGAGAUGGCGGUUAUGGGAGACCGACCUCCUCGGGGCUUCCUCGGCACCAUUGGAUUGCAAUGUCCCAGUCCAUCGACGCAGGCCCAGCCAGUAAAUACUGUGCCUACCGAGGUGCAGCUCCAACCGACGGUAUACUACAACGACGUGGUCUAUCCAGAAAGGCAACAGCGCUCUGGAUGGGUUGGCUGGGUGUGA
Messenger RNA from Capronia coronata CBS 617.96, 690 nucleotides. RefSeq lists its product as uncharacterized. The record is from RefSeq and is a predicted model, not a curated record. NCBI's taxonomy places the organism in Eukaryota, Fungi, Ascomycota, Eurotiomycetes, Chaetothyriales, Herpotrichiellaceae. The transcript is spliced from 2 exons. The coding region runs from base 73 to 690 and encodes 205 amino acids.